UUUCAGAGAUAUGACUGACAUACUUCGGCUGGUGUCAGAAAUGGACGGACGGACUUUAUCUACUCUCUCCCAGCACUCUGAAAAAGAUAUUAACUGUAUUUGGGGUGAUGUUUCCGCCUACAUUGAACGUCAUAUGGCCUUACAGAAGGGAGUUCACCUGGCAGGACUUGGCACCUUCACCUUCUCUCAGCAGAAGUUGGACAUAGGGAACAAGUUCACAAUGAUCCAAAGACCCAUCUUCCUCCUGGCUGGCAAACUAGUCCAGUCUCUUGGUUUAAAGCAGACCAGGCCACUGGCUGCAGCAACACAUCUACCAGUGGUGCAACUGAACUUUGCAGCUGUGUCACAAGAGACUCCUUUCAGUCGAGACAUGGUGGAGGGCUGCGUUAGAGAAACUCUUCUUCUCCUCUUCAGAUUGUUGGCCUCUGAAAAAAACAUAUUCCUCACUUUCCAGGGAAUUGGAGUUUUGUCCUUCAGAAACAACAAGGUGAGAAUGAAGUUCAACAGAGAUUUUAUUAAUGCCAUGGAUGGAACUGGUCGGCUGCUGUUAGCCUUUGACAAUAGACCUGGGAGCAGUGUCUCUUUACUGUCCGGUGGCCUGUCUAGGCUCCAGAUGCCACAGUCUGCCAACCCCGUCACCAUGCCAACCGUCUGCUCUCCUGAGCCAGAGAAAAGGGCUGCUGACAAAGCUCAAGACCAAAGAAAUGCAGGAGAAGUUCCCCAACAGGGAGAAUCUAAAUCCCAUCAGCCACUGCAGCCUGCCAAGAUGAAAGCUGUCAGCCUGCCUGAAGAACUGAAUCCACAACCCCCCAUGGAGGCCACAGACAAGCCCACCGUGUCCGUCACACCACGAGAUGUCGCUCGCAAACUGGAGGACCCUGGUGUGACUGGUAACUGCUUUGGACACGCUCGUGCUGGACAGGAGCUGUGCUACCUGUGCAUGCAGCGGGCCCAAAUAAAUGUUCCAGUGUACCUGAGGGAGCAGCGGCAGGCAGAAGAGAAAGAUCAGGAGAAGCUCUUACUGCUGAAAGAACAACAGAGAGACAGGCAGCACAUGCACCAAGAACAGGAGAAGCUGAAUGAGCAACGUGAGCAUGCAAAGCAGGUUGCUACAUUCAACCUGCAAAUGUCUGAAAAGAAAGAGAAGAAUUUCUGUCCUCUCUUCCCUACUUCAUUCGUCUUCCCGACACGGCCCUUCACUCCGGCGCCGAGGAUCCAGCAGCAUCGCUACAUGAACGAGCUUCAGGGUCAGAUAGAGACUCGCCAGCAACAGGAGGCCCGAGAUCAGCAGAACCGUUGUCUCCUGGAACAUCUGGAUCAGGUCCAUUUGUACCAGGAGAUGACUUCGCAGAAGGCUCAGCAGCUUCAGCGGAAACAUGAGAGAACUACUAUUUACAAAAGGGCCCUGGACACUCAGGUCAGAGAUAGGAAGAGCACAGACCCUCCAGAGUGCCAGGCUGACAACUCCGGGUUCAACCGCUGUGAGACGGCCACCAGCAACGCAGAGGGCCGAGAGAGGGCACAGAAGCACUUCCGGAUCAAUUUCAGUACCGCCACUCAGCGGAAGAAGGAAGAACUGCACAACCACCAAGAACAGCUGCAGAAAGAGCGAGAAGUUCUCAAACACAACAAAAUGGAGCUAAUAUUGGACCACAUUAAUCGCUUUGAGAAGAGGCGAGACAUCAGUAAGUCACUGGGGGACGAGUGGAGUCGCAACGCAAAGCUGAAACACCAGCGAGAGGAAGAGGACAGGCGCUUCCUGAGGUCUGCUGGUCGGCUCCUGGUAGAUAAGCUUGCAGAGUACAAGUGCUGCUGCCAGUGUAAGAGGAGGACAACCAACUGCGGAGAGACAAACAUCUGGAAAGACUCUCAUUACCUCUCCGGCUCACAGUUCAUGAUCUGAUGAACAGCAGCAUGUGAACAUCAAGACCUCACAAACCUCAACACUUGUAACUCAUCAUGUGACUGUUACUAAAACAUUUUUUUUUUAAUUAGAUUAGGUAGAUAAAUAAUAAGUGAAGUGUGAAGCUGAAGCAUACUUGGCUGUUUUGGUGUGCAGUAUGCAGUAUUGUGUGUGUUAUUGUGAGAUUUAUUCCUUCUCUUCUCCUUCAUUAGUCUUGGGAGUUCAUGCGUGUACUAUGGUUGUUGUUGUUUUUUUGGUAUUCAGUUCAGGUCAAAGAUUUGUAAUCAUUGAACAAAUAGCUAGUAAAAAUGUUCCCCAAGUUGUUCAAAUGCACAUCAGUAACACUGCAAUAUUGAGGACUAACUUUGACUGCAUUAAAGUGGACCUAUCAUGCUAUAUUUGAAUAAUAUAGUGUAGGACCAUAC
Messenger RNA from Trematomus bernacchii (emerald rockcod), 2328 nucleotides. Its product is annotated as coiled-coil domain-containing protein 81-like. Gene Ontology annotation, cellular component: centrosome. Lineage: Eukaryota; Metazoa; Chordata; Actinopteri; Perciformes; Nototheniidae. The transcript is spliced from 16 exons. The coding region runs from base 11 to 1903 and encodes 630 amino acids. The record is from RefSeq and is a predicted model, not a curated record.